Molecule: messenger RNA, 1266 nt
Organism: Triticum dicoccoides
Lineage: Eukaryota; Viridiplantae; Streptophyta; Magnoliopsida; Poales; Poaceae
Product: bisdemethoxycurcumin synthase-like
Exons: 2
Coding region: 21-1217 (398 amino acids)
Biological process (GO): polyketide biosynthetic process
Molecular function (GO): acyltransferase activity, transferring groups other than amino-acyl groups
Source: RefSeq, a predicted model, not a curated record
UUCUCCCAGCCGAGACCAAGAUGGUGCUGCUCGGGAACCUCACGGCAAGUCCGGCGGCCGCCGUCAUCCGGCAGGCGCAGCGCGCAGACGGCCCUGCGUCCGUGCUCGCCAUCGGCACGGCCAACCCGGCCAACUGCGUGCUGCAGCAAGAGUACGCCGACUACUACUUCCGGGUCAUCAACGCAGAGCACGACACCAAGCUCAAAUCCAAGCUUCACAGAAUCUGUAAAAGCUCGGCCAUCAAGAAGCGUUACUUCUACCACACCGACGAGAUGCUGCGAGACCAUCCUGAGCUCAUAGACCGGACAUUGCCAUCCCUGGACACCCGGAUGGGCAUAGCCACCACCGCCGUUCCCGAGCUCGCGGCAGCUGCCGCGACCAAGGCUAUGGCGGAGUGGGGGCGCCCGGCCACCGACGUGACCCACCUCAUCGUCGGCACCUACUGCGGCGCGCACAUGCCGGGCGCCGACGUCCGGCUGGCUUCCCUCCUCGGCCUCGCCCCCUCCGUCCGCCGCACCAUGCUCUACCUCAACGGCUGCAACAGCGGCGCCACCGCGCUCCGGGUCGCCAAGGACAUCGCCGAGAACAACCGCGGCGCGCGCGUCCUCGUGGUCUGCGCCGAGCUCACUCUCAUCCAGCUCCGCGCCCCCGAGGACGAGGCCGACAAGGCCACGCUCAUCAUGCAGGCCCUGUUCGGUGACGGAGCGGCCGCCGUGAUCGUCGGCGCAGACGUGAACCGCGGCUCUGUCGAGUGCCCGCUCUUCGAGAUGGUGGCCGCGUCGCAGGCCGUGAUACCGGAGUCUGAGCGCGCCGCGGCCGGACGGCUCGGCGAAGACGGGCUCCUCUUCCGCCCCGCCGUUGAGAUGACAACGCUGAUUCGCGAGAACGUCGAGCAGUGCCUGGUAGAGGCGCUGGCGCCGCUCGGCCUGAGCGGUGGCUGGAACCGUCUCUUCUGGGCGGUGCAUCCAGGGGGGCGAGCAAUCUUGCACGGCGUGGAGGCGGUGCUCCGGCUGGACUCCGAGAAGCUGGCGGCAAGCCGCCAUGUGCUGAGCGAGUACGGGAACAUGUCUGGGCCGACGGUGAUCUUUGUGCUCGACGAGAUACGGCGACGCCGCGGAGAGCUUGGGGUUGGACGUGACGGCCUGGGUGUGCUACUGGGGCUCGGACCAGGAAUUUCCGUUGAGACCAUAGUGCAGCACGCCACCGGUAAUUACUAGAACGAAUUUACUAGCGCUCGUAAAUUACCUCGUAGAAAUAAGUUUAUGC